AUGUUUUUAUGUUUUGUAACAUUUAGGUCCUAAGUUUCAUUUCUAGGGAAUGCAUGUACUCAUAAAAUGUACAGUGUAACUUUAUUGCACUGGAACUUGCUUUGAAUUAAAGUGUCUACCAAGUCCAAUAAUAGAAAAUCAUUUUCAUUUGUCUAAUGUUUUGCAUGGGUGGAAUUCUAUAGAGUGAAUUUUGUUCAAAUAAUGGCUGUAAAUUAUUUUACAAUGCCAAUGCAUGAAUCACAAAGCUGCUGGUAAUUAAGUGUCAUAAACAAAAUCUGAAUGUGAGCAGAGAUGUUUGACCAGGUUAAUUUGCACGUACAAGGAACUUAUACGGACUAUAGUUCAAAAAUUCCAAAAUCUGUAAGAAACUCCAUUAAGGGAUCUUUUUUUUCCAAAGACUGCCAUCGUAUCACUGCAAAACUACACACAGAAUCAGUGUUUGCUGUGGAAAGUUUUUGUUUUCUUACUCUUCCCAAAGUCUGUCACAGUGCCCCCUGCUGGGGCCAUGCCCCACCUGCUGAACAAUGACACUUCCUUCAGCUCCAAGCAAGAGCUCUUGGUCCUACAUGACAGUCCAUUGGGACCCAGCCUGGACACUCCCAGCCCAGUGGAGUCCCAGGGCUCUGGUCCAGGCAGCCCAUCUGGAGAUGCCCACACUGUGCUCCACACGACAGGCAAAAAGGGGCUUUACCUCACAGAGCCACCCACUGGGGUGAAGUUUGUUCCGACAGACUCUGAAAAUCUUUGUGGAUGGGGAGCACUGAGCCCACGGUGUAUCCAGACCUUCAACACUCCACGCUGGUUUCUCUUCUUCCUCUGUGUGGCCUCCUUCCUCCAGGGCAUGAUCAUCAACGGCUUCAUCAACACUGUCAUCACCUCCAUUGAGAGGCGUUUUGACCUGCACAGCUACCAGGCAGGACUCAUCGCAAGCUCCUAUGACAUUGCUGCUUGUGUGUGCCUGACUUUCGUGAGCUACUUUGGUGGUACUGGUCAUAAGCCUCGAUGGCUGGGCUGGGGUGUGCUCAUCAUGGCACUGGGCUCUCUGGUCUUUGCCCUGCCCCAUUUCACCACACCACCUUAUCAGGUGAGAGUCCCGGAGCGUAUGGGACUGUGCUCAGCCAAUCACACUGAGGCGUGUGUCGGCGAGGAAGGUGGGCUCUCGGCUUAUCGUUACGUCUUUAUGCUGGGCCAGUUUCUGCACGGGGUCGGAGCAACCCCUUUGUACACCCUCGGGGUCACCUACCUAGAUGAGAAUGUCAAGUCAAACUACGCACCUGUAUAUAUAGGGAUCUUCUACACAGCUGCCAUUGUAGGACCUGCGGCUGGGUACUUGUUGGGUGGAUUCUUUCUCAACAUCUACACAGAAAUCGACCAGACGACAGAGCUGACUCCUGAAAAUCCGCUGUGGGUGGGAGCUUGGUGGAUUGGUUUCCUGGCAGGAGGAGCAGCAGCUCUGGUUAUCGCUCUGCCUAUACUGGGUUACCCACGACAGCUACCAGGCUCUCAGCGGUAUGUGGCCAUGCGGGUCUCAGAGGCCCACCAGCUGAAGGAUGGCAGUCAGAUCACUGCAGCCGAUCCUCAGUUUGGCAAAACAGUAAAGGACAUGCCCAGGUCAGUGCUGCUUCUUUUGAAGAACCCUACCUUCAUCUUUCUGUGUCUCGCUGGUGCCACAGAGGCCACGCUCAUAGCUGGAAUGUCCACGUUUGGCCCCAAAUUUCUAGAGUCUCAGUUUAGUCUGAGUGCAUCAGAGGCAGCAACCUGGUUUGGUUAUAUGGUGGUACCAGCUGGUGGAGGAGGCACCUUUCUGGGUGGCUUCAUUGUAAAGAAGCUGAACCUUCGCUGCCGUGGGAUUAUCCGUUUCUGCAUGCUGUGCGCAGUGGUCAGUCUGACAGCUAUCUUCAUCUUUUUGGUACACUGUCCUAAUGUGCCCAUGGCAGGAGUAACUGCCCCAUACUACAAUAACUUUACACACAACCACUACAGCGCCCCCUACCUGCAGACAGAGAUCCAUAACAACAGCUUCUCAGAUCUGGGCAAUCUGACCGCAGCCUGUAACACUGGCUGUCACUGUGUUAAGGAGUUGUUUAACCCCGUGUGUGGUGCGGAUGGAGUGAUGUAUUUCUCUCCCUGCCAUGCUGGCUGUAGCUCCAUCAACCACACAUAUAGCCUCAGAGGCAGACAGGUGUUCUCUGGAUGCAGCUGUGUGGUGGGGAAUAUAUCAUGGGGAGAACAAGGUUUUGCUGAAGAAGGGAGGUGUGUGUCGUCCUGCAAUCACAUGCCAGCCUUCCUCACCUUCCUCUUCAUCAUCAUCUUAUUCACGUUCCUCUGCAGCAUCCCUGCACUUACUGCCACACUCAGGUGUGUUCCUGACAGUCAGAGAUCGUUUGGACUUGGAAUCCAGUGGAUUGUAGUAAGGACUCUCGGUGGGAUCCCAGGCCCUAUAGCGUUUGGCUCUGUGAUUGACAUCUCCUGCCUGCUGUGGGAGGAGCAGUGUGGGGAAUACGGCUCCUGUUACCUGUACCACAACUCAGCCAUGAGCCAGUACUCGCUCAUCGCAGGCAUCAUCUACAAGGUUUUAGGCACUAUUUUCUUUUUUCUGGCUGCCAUGCUCUACAAGCCGCCCCCCGAGUCUCCUCAGAGCAGCUGUGAGAGCACAGAUGUGGGAGGGGGAGAGGCCAGAGACCUGCCAAUCAAAGACCUCCCCGCUGAGAUCAUUUCCAACCCGCAUGCCAAAUUAUGACCUCAGUCUACAAAUACACCGACACCUCAGCUCAAAGUGUGUGUGUACGCGUCUGUGUGCAUGUGUGUGUAUAAGGUCAACACCAUCACUGUUCACUGUGCCCCUUCCUGCUGGCUGUACAUCAUUCCCAACAUGCAUUUGUUAUAUGUUCCCAUAUACUGAGUCCACCGACCAAGACAUGAGGACUAAAAGCAUUUAUGUCACAAUAAAUGACCAAAGGUGAAAUCAGAGCAUAUAUGCUACAUAAACAGAACCUACCAAAAGGCAACAUAAUCUUAAUUUGACAAGAGAUUAUUUAUGCGUAUAAAAUGGUAUUAUUUAUAUAAUUUAAAUGUCAAAUUAGAGCAUUUUUGAAAGGAAAAAGCCAUGGAUGAUAUAGAAAAAGAGCACUUAAUAUAAAUGUAAUGGAAAGAGAGUAAUAUAACUGUGCAGAUGUUAUAAAGUGUUAAGCUGUUAUAAAAUAUUAAAUAUAGUGGAUUCAAAUGCAGAGCAGUUAUACAAAAAAAACAACAACAGACAAUUACAAACUCUGCCUUUAAAAAGAGUUUUGCAUUAGUCAGCACAGUUAGAAAGAUAAUACAGGAAAAAAAGAAAAUAUC
Molecule: messenger RNA, 3339 nt
Organism: Cyprinus carpio (common carp)
Lineage: Eukaryota; Metazoa; Chordata; Actinopteri; Cypriniformes; Cyprinidae
Product: solute carrier organic anion transporter family, member 4A1
Exons: 12
Coding region: 506-2740 (744 amino acids)
Biological process (GO): sodium-independent organic anion transport; transmembrane transport
Cellular component (GO): membrane
Molecular function (GO): protein binding
Source: RefSeq, a predicted model, not a curated record